GAGAUGGCAGAGGAUGUCGCCACCCCUCUGCGCCGGGGGCCAUUGAUUGUCAGUCAGAGCCCCAUCGUGAAGAGUUUUCCGCACGCUAAGGACCCCGAGCAGACCUACAGGCGCAGCAAGGGCAAAGGCAAAGGCAAGACGAAGGACAGGGAAGGCAAAGGCAAGACGAAGGACAGGGACGACACCAGCGAAGGAGAAAAGGAGCAGGAGGAAGGACAGAGCAACAAAGGCAAAGGCAAAGCGAAGGGCGCCAGCAAGGGCAAAGCCGCGGGUGAAGGAAAGGGUAAGCCCCUGAAGGGGCAGGAGGAGGACGGACGCGGCAGCAAAGGCAAAGGCAAAGCUAAGCUGACGCCCGCGACGAAGGAGGACAGCAGCAAAGGAACACAGGGCAAAGCUGCGGGCAAAGCUGCGGGCAAAGGAAAGACAAGCCCAAAGGAGCAGGAGGAGGGUGGACACGGCAGCAAAGGCAAAGGCAAAAAGGAGCAGGCGCCUGCGACGAGGGAGGUCAACAGCAGCAAAGGAACAAGUGGCAAAGCCGCGGGCAAAGGGAAGACAAAGGAGCAGGAGGAGCUGGGUGGGCACGGCAGCAAAGGCAAAGGCAAAGCAAAGGACAAGCAGGCCCCCGUGACGGAGGCCAACGGCAGCAAAGGAGGCAAAGCCGCGGGCAAAGGAAAGACAAGCCCAAACGAGCAGGAGGAGGACGGACACGGCAGCAAAGGCAAAGGCAAAGACAAGCAAGCGCCC
Molecule: messenger RNA, 744 nt
Organism: Effrenium voratum
Lineage: Eukaryota; Dinophyceae; Suessiales; Symbiodiniaceae
Source: the annotation of a GenBank genome assembly